CAAAUAACCAUUAAUAAUUUUUCAUGGUUCACACACACUUUCAGCACCAACCCGGCUCCCAAAAAAAAAAACCUCUCCUGUUCCCUCCCAUGGCGGCCAACAUACUAAGAAAAAACUCUCGAUUCACCUGCUCUCUUCGGCCCUUCUCCAACGCCGCCGCCACCACUGAUACAUCUCUCCCCUCCACCAUUCUAUGCGCUGCCACGAUCUCCCGCAUCAAAUCCUCCAUCCGCGAAGAAUCAAACCCUGACCGCUUGGUCGAUCUCUUCAAAUCUGCCGCCACGACACCACUCUUUUACGGAGACCGCGUCAUCUACAAGAUCACAAUCCAAAAGCUUGCUCGAGCUCGCCGUCCCGACCUAAUCGAGCUUCUCCUCGAACACCAGAUCACAAAUUCCUCCACCCCCAAAUCAGAGGGCUUUCUUAUGCGCAUCAUUUCUCUAUACGGCGGAGCUUCCAUGCCUGAUCACGCCGCUUCAACCUUUGACCGCAUUGCAGUUCGCCGCUCAGAGCGCUCCCUUUGCGCCCUCCUCAGCGCCCUCCUCAAGUGCGGUCAGCAUGCGCGCGUUCUUGAAACAUUCAAGAAAGCCGAACGAGUUCUUGGGGUUGCUCCGGGAAUAGCUUCUUGUAAUAUUCUUCUACGAUCGCUUUGUGAAGAUGGCAACGUUGUAGCCGCCCGAAACAUGCUCGAUGAAAUGCCGCAAAGUGAUCUUAUGCCUGAUAUCAAUUCGUAUAAUAUGGUUUUGAAUGGCUAUUUAAAAGAGAAGAAGGAGGAAGGAUUCGAGGAGCUUCUACAGGAGUUAACAAAAAAGAAGAUGGAUGCUAAUGUAUCAACCUACAACUGUAGAAUUGCUCAUCUUUGCAGUAAAGGAAGGACCUUUGAAGCGGAGGAGCUUUUGGAUGUGAUGGUUUCAAAGGGCAUUUGCCCAAACGUUUUUAGCUUUAAUACUUUAAUUGAUGGGUUUUGCAAUGAAGGGGAUGCAUGCUCAGCAAUGAGGGUUUUCAGAAGGAUACAUGUAAUGAAGAACAGGGAUAGCAGUGUAGCCUCUACAAAUUAUACAACCUAUAUAGUUUUGCUGGGUUGUUUGGUUGAGAAAGCUGAAUUUGAUUCUGCUUUGGAGAUCUGUAACCUGUGCUUGAGUAAGAAAUGGGUGCCUCCAUUUCAAGCUGUGAAAGGAUUGAUCCAUGGAUUGAUCAAGAAUUCCAAUGUGAAGGAAGCCAAGAAUGUAGUAGAAGAAAUGAGGAGAGCUGUUAAAGGUGAUUCCAUUGAGGCAUGGAAAAAUGCUGAGGGUGAGUUUGCUUUUUGAGGGUUUUGUAGUUGAUAGAGCCAUACGACUCUCCAGUGGUUUGUUUUUAUUGAGUUCCAUAUUUUAACGUGUGAUGGUGUCACCUACUUGAAAUUACUUUUUAGCUUUCGAAUGAAGUGAUUUUACCUGAAAAUUUUUAUUUUUUA
Molecule: messenger RNA, 1453 nt
Organism: Dendrobium catenatum
Lineage: Eukaryota; Viridiplantae; Streptophyta; Magnoliopsida; Asparagales; Orchidaceae
Product: pentatricopeptide repeat-containing protein At1g61870, mitochondrial-like
Exons: 1
Coding region: 24-1307 (427 amino acids)
Molecular function (GO): protein binding
Source: RefSeq, a predicted model, not a curated record